Chaetomium fimeti is the source of this 604-nucleotide messenger RNA. RefSeq lists its product as uncharacterized. The record is from RefSeq and is a predicted model, not a curated record. Lineage: Eukaryota; Fungi; Ascomycota; Sordariomycetes; Sordariales; Chaetomiaceae. The coding region runs from base 170 to 523 and encodes 117 amino acids. The transcript is spliced from 2 exons.
UCCAUUUGUGAUUAUGCUGGCAGGCGUUUCCUCAUUAACCCGGGCAGUCCCCUUCAUCUUGAAGUCUAAGUUCCGUCUCUCUCGCCGUUCUUGAUCUCCAUUCUCUCCGACCACCAAGGACCCCAACCGAACUAGGUUCCAAGUAAUUAUCUCACCGCACACAACCACCAUGUCAUCUUCUCACUCGGAAAACACUCCCGCCUCAGAGCAUCAGGCACCGGAGCCCCCAGCAGCCGAGCCCAGCCACCCCAGCGACGAUACUCACGAGGCGCGUCGUGAGGGUGGUUAUGGACCCACCCCUGAACAAAUAGCGACGGCCCAGGCAAUCCUGGCUAAAAUGGAAGCCGACGGGUGGAUUAAGCCUUUUGUCAUUCGGUAUCCGAGAUGGGUGCUUGACGAUGGAACGGUUAUUUGCGAGGGAAGCGGGCCCGAGGCAGAGGUUGAGGCGGCUACGGCGAGUUCGAAUGAGGGACCCGCGCCGACGGAGGGGCCUGGCUCGGAUAAUGUGAGAGCGCGACUGUGAAGGUGGUGACUGACGUGUGGUGUUGGGUUACUUGCCUGGGGUUACAUGGGGGUAUAGAGGUUGUGAGAAGCGUCCAUGGAU